AUGUCUGCCGAGGGCGUCGAUGCCGCCGCGCCGAACCUCAAUCUGACCCCCGAAGAGAAACGUCUCUAUGGUCAGCUGUUCCGGCAAGCCGAUACCGAAAGCGUAGGAGUUGUAACUGGCGAGACCGCUGUCAAGUUCUUUGAGAAGACUCGGCUCGAUUCAAGAGUGCUGGGAGAGAUAUGGCAGAUCGCAGACAAGGAGAAUCGGGGUUUUUUAACCCCAGCAGGCUUUGGAUUGGUGCUGAGACUCAUCGGCCACUGUCAAGCUGGACGAGAACCGACGACUGAGAUAGCCCUCCAGCCAGGACCACUGCCGCGCUUCGAUGGCAUGCCUCCUCCAGCAGGUCUCGCGUCUCCUACACCUCCGCCCGCUGCGGCUCUGCAAGCCCAAGGCACUGGCGGUGGUUCCAUCAGGAUCCCUCCUCUCACACCUGAGAAGGUCAAUCAAUACUCUGGGUUGUUCGAGCGUCAACCGCUUCAAGCAGGCAAUCUCCUGCCUGGCGACGCAGCCAAGUCCAUCUUCGAGAAAUCGGGCCUGCCGACCGAGGUGCUUGGCAGAAUCUGGCAACUAGCCGACACUGAACAGCGUGGAGCCUUGGUUCUGACCGAGUUCGUUAUUGCCAUGCAUCUACUUACAUCAAUGAAGACGGGUGCCCUGAGAGGCUUGCCCAAUAUCCUCCCAGCGCCGCUCUAUGAGGCCGCUACGCGACGCGGACCUACCGCCCCCAGACAGUCGCCCACCGCAACUGGGCCUAUCUCCGCGAUUCCGCGGCAACUCAGUGGCUCAGCCCAGUAUCGUGCCGGCAGCCCCCUCGGCCGUCCGCCCAUCACCGCGCAGGCAACUGGUUCUCCCGCCAGCGACUGGCUGGUCACUCCCGAUGACAAGCAGCGCUUCGAUAUCCUCUAUAAUGACUUGGACAAGAGCCACAAAGGCUUCAUCACUGGCGAGGAGGCCGUUCCCUUCCUCAGUCAAUCGAACCUCCCAGAGGACGCUUUGGCCCAGAUUUGGGACCUCGCAGACAUCAACUCCGAGGGCCGGUUGAACAGAGACACCUUCGCCGUUGCCAUGUACUUGAUCCGGCAGCAGCGAACGAGACGGGAUGGCACCGUCUCCCUCCCGGCAUCACUUCCACCCAACCUCAUUCCGCCUAGCCUGCGAACGCAAGCCCGUCCUCAGACCUCGGGAUCUCCCUUUGAUGCUCCUCCCCCAACCCAGCCCCAGGCUCCCGCUCCCGCUCCCGCUCCGACCCCGACCCCGGCCGCUCCGAAGUCUGCUCUUGAUGACUUGUUUGGCCUUGACACACCACCAGCUCCCGCUCCUGCACAGGUUGCCCUGUCCACUGGCGGCUCGAAUGCGAACGAUCCGUUCGGCUCGGGCUCGGCUAUUCUGGCACCUUCUUCCCCCAUCCGACCGUCGCCCACCGGAAAUCAGUUCAAGCCAUUUGUGCCCUCGUCUUCUUUCGGACGGGGACUUGCGGUUCACAACACAGGAGACUCCAACUCUGGCCGGGCCCCUGCUUCCCCAGCAUCUGAAGAUCUGUUGGGAGAUGGGGACCCCGAGGUCAGCAAGAAACUGACAAACGAGACCGCUGAGCUUGCGAACCUGUCCAACCAGGUCGGCUCUCUGUCCAAGCAAAUGCAGGAGGUUCAGGGACAGCGCACCACAACGCAGAACGAACUCAAUCAAGCCAACUCGCAGAAGAAGAACUUUGAGCACCGCUUGGCCCAACUCCGUACCAUGUAUGAGAAGGAAGCUAAAGACGUUGAAUCUUUGCAGGUGCAGCUCAAUACCUCGAGAAACGAGACAAAGAAGCUACAAGGCGAAUGCAUGACAUUAGACGGCACCCACAGGGACCUACAGACGCAGCACCAGCAAGUCUAUGCCGCACUGCAGGCUGAUCAGCAAGAGAACGCCAGUUUGAAGGAGAAGAUCCGAGAUCUCAAUGCAGAAAUCGCCCAGCUCAAGCCGCAGAUCGAGAAACUCAAGUCUGAGGCGCGACAGCAAAAGGGACUCGUUGCCAUCAACAAGAAGCAGUUGACAACGAACGAGGGUGAGCGUGACAAGCUUCAAACUGAGAUCGCUGAUCUUCAUAAGAGCAACGAGGAGUUGUCUCGCCAGGUGAACACGAGCUCUCCUGUCGCGUCGUCUGCUCAAGUAGCCAGCCCAACACCUUCGACAGCCAGUGGAAACAAUCCCUUCUUUAAGAGGACGGGAAGUACUGAUAUCAUGGGAAAUUUCACUUCGCCGCCACCUGCCAAGCCUUCGAGCGGCGACAAGUCUUUUGACGAUGUCUUCGGGCCAGCAUUCCCUCCUGUCGGUUCUACUAGCACCCCGCCGCCCGCUACCUCAUUCAACCCGCAACACACAGGUGCGUCGACCGCUAGCUUGGGCUCGUUUUCGACACCUCCUGUUUCCACACCUCCCACCAUCAGCAGGCAAGCUACCCUUGCAGCAGAGCCUCCUGCUCCUCCGCAGUCUAGACAGAUCAGUUCGAGCUUUCUGCCGUUUGCCGACGCAAACGAGUCUCUGAGCUCUUCUCGUGCUGUCUCGCCGCCUGCUUCUCGAGCCGGGGCCGAUGUUGAGACUCCUCAGGCAAGCUCACUGCCUGGAGCGUUCCCCCUCGAGCCUACGGCCACGGGUCAGAGCACGGCAUCUACCUCAACUGCGAGCAUCCAUGAGCCCGCGGCUAAAGGUGAUGCGAAGCCUUCGAGCAAUGGAGCUGCUGCUGCUGCUGCUGCGGCUGCGGCGGAUUCUGACCCAUUUGCAGCAAUGGGCCCGAACGACGCCAAGGCUGAUUUCGAUGAUGCGUUUGCAAGCUUUACCAGCGCGCACAAUAACUCUGACAAGUCUGGUGCUGACUCAAACAAACCCUUCUCAGCUUUCGAUUCUGAAUUCCCACCCAUCUCCGAGCUUGAUCGCGACGACGAUGACGAUGAUUCGGACACUGCGAGCGAGGGUGGCGGCUUUGAUGAUGACUUUGCCCCGGCGUCUCCUCAAGCAAAGAAGACUGAACCUCCCACAGAGCCCAAGGAUGCCACUUCUCCGACUGCAGCUGUAGCUGCGGCUGCUCCUCCUGUCACUGAGGAUCCGGUCCCUUCUACGCCUGUCCCUGAAGCGACUGCUGCAGCGGCUUCUAUCCCUGAGGCAUCGGAGGCUGCCAUUGUCCCUGCAGCUGCGGCUGCACAACGUCCGGAGCCCAAGGCUCAGUCUUCCUUUGACGAUCUUGACGAUGAGUUCGAGGGUCUGGAAGAUGCCAAAGAGGGUUCUGCCGAUGAUGACUUCCAGACGAUAUCUAGAUCUGGGCUGGAUGACUUCAACCCCGUCUUCGACAGCAGCCCGCCGCCUAGCCAAGCCAAGACAGAGUCCACUGCGUUUGGACACGAGAGCAGCUACGACUUUGGAUCGGUGUCACCAAACACCGCCGCUGGUGGCAACGCUGGUGCGGCAUCAAAAAGCCCAGCAGCAGCUCCGGAUGCUCAGGACUGGGAUGCCAUCUUUGCCAGUCUCGAUUCACCCAGUGACGCCAAUGCGAACCCCACAAAAAGUGCUCCUGCUCCCCCUGCAGAAGCGACUCGACCAACCCCCGGUAGAGCUCUCACACACACAGGCGAGCAUGACGAUCCAAUCUUGAAGAAUCUUACCAGUAUGGGUUAUUCAAGAGAGGAUUCCAUUCUCGCCUUGGAAAAGUAUGACUACAACUUGGAAAGGGCUGCCAACUAUCUUGCUAGCCAGUCGUAA
Colletotrichum orchidophilum is the source of this 3738-nucleotide messenger RNA. Its product is annotated as UBA/TS-N domain-containing protein. The record is from RefSeq and is a predicted model, not a curated record. Bases 1 to 3738 code for a protein of 1245 amino acids. Gene Ontology annotation, molecular function: calcium ion binding; protein binding. The transcript is spliced from 4 exons. Gene Ontology annotation, biological process: endosomal transport; endocytosis. Lineage: Eukaryota; Fungi; Ascomycota; Sordariomycetes; Glomerellales; Glomerellaceae. Gene Ontology annotation, cellular component: plasma membrane; cytoplasm.